Messenger RNA from Chaetura pelagica (chimney swift), 4983 nucleotides. It is a transcript of the gene DLEC1, whose product is annotated as deleted in lung and esophageal cancer 1. NCBI's taxonomy places the organism in Eukaryota, Metazoa, Chordata, Aves, Apodiformes, Apodidae. The record is from RefSeq and is a predicted model, not a curated record. Gene Ontology annotation, biological process: negative regulation of cell population proliferation. The annotation marks the transcript as partial. The transcript is spliced from 37 exons.
GCCAUCUCCCACUUGCUGGCGAGCACCUUUGAGGACCUGUACACUAAAGAAGUUUUUGGGAAGGAAAAGGAGGCAAAUUGGAUCAAGUCCCGAGGAGGAGACAAUGCUUAUCAUGAGCAUUUCACAGAGGAGCUACAGAAGGUUCUUGCUGAGUAUGAGGCCCGGCUGACAGAAGCUGACAGAGUAGAAGAGAACAUCAUUGAGGCCCAGGAUCGAGCAAAAGCUGAAGAAGAAAGAGCCCUGAAUGUGCUGAAGGCAGAUGUAGGGGAAGAUUUCCACAAAAUUGGAUUGCCACCAGUGGCAUGCCCUUUUAGGUGGAUUGUGGAUAAUGAACUACUCAGAAAAAAUCAUUUAACCUGCCCUGAUGAUUACAUCACUGAUAAAUCACCUGUUACUAGAGCCCCGAGAGGAAAAUCAGAAUCUGGGUACUUGAAAGAGACUUUUGCAUUUCAACAGUAUGCUUGCUCAGACUUGCAGAACCAGGUGCCUGCAGAGAUUGCACACCUACACAAAGCACCUGGUAGUUUGCCAGAUGUGUCUUUAGGCACAUUAACUCUGCCUUCAACUCCAGACUCCACCAACCAGGCUAAAAAGACAAGUAAGAAAACUAAUGCCUCACGGAAGCCAACCUGGCAAGACAUUAAGUCCAAAGCAGAGGAAGAACAAGAUCGUGCUUACCUUGACAAACUGGAGAGGAUGCAGAAUUUCUUGAAGAACCCCCGCUUUUUCCCACCAAAUGCUCUUCGUGGAGGCAAAUCUCUUGUCAUUUCUCAAGAAAAGGUGGAAGAAACCAUAGCCAGAAGAAAAGCAGAAGAUAACACAGGUGAUACCUCAUUUGUUCCUGUGUUUCUUGCCAAUCCACCUAUUGUUUUGUUUUCUGAUUAUGAAGUUGGCCAGGUGUAUGAGAUGACUAUAGAGCUGCAGAACAUCACUUCAACAUGUCACCAUCUAAGACUUAUUCCCCCCUCUACUUCAGCAUUUGCCAUUGGGACAGGUAAGGGAAAGGGAGGAAUGAUUGCUCCUGGGAUGACAUGCCAGUAUACAGUCCAAUUUAUUCCUGAAUAUCUAGGAGAUUAUGAAGAUUGUAUAGUAGUGGAGACUCAAGUAUCAGAACCUCUUCUGAUCCCAAUCCAAGCUAAAAGACCACCUCCAGUGUUAACGUUGCCUCACAUUAUAGACUGUGGUUCCUGCCUUGUUGGAGGAAUAAAAGUAACAAUGAUUUUGUGCAGAAAUGAGGGAUUUAGCCCUGGGAAGUUCUGUAUAAUGCCAAAGAAAGACUGGCCACCUCCUAAUUUCAGGGCUGUUGACACUGUUGGUUUUGUGAUACAAGAUCCUUUUGGGAUCCAUCCUGCUUUUUUUGAGCUAGCUCCAGGGCAGAGUACAACAGUAGAGGUAGUGUUUUUCCCUUCUUGUCCAGAAGUCUCACAGCAAACAUACACCAUUGUUUGUGACAACUGCCAAGUCAAUGAUGUUACAGUCACAGGGCUUGGACAGCUGGUAGCUGUGGAGCUUGUGUUUGUCACAGGUGAAGAAGGCAAACCUGAACCCAGUGAAGUGACUGAUGUAACAGCACAGCAUCUCAUCUGCUUUGACCCCCAAAACUCUCACACCACAAAGGAGAAGAAACUGGUUAUAAGGAACUCCUGCCACAUAGAACUUCCUUUCUACUGGCAGAUAAUAAAGCCUAAUCUGAAACCAUUAAUGCCAGAAGAAACUGCAGACUCUGUGGAGCUCAAAUAUGAUCAAGACACAGAUUCAGCCUUCUCCCUUAAUCCUGAGCAGGGAGUUUUGCUUCCCCACACUGAUCAUGAGUUUAUUCUCACUUUCUCUCCACAGGAGCUGAAGAGUUACCACAAUGUGAUUCAGAUGGUACUGAGGGACAUCCCAGAAUCACCUUGUUUAGCAGAAGAGAGGGUGCUUCAAAACAUCCCAGAAUACAAAGCAGAGGAUGUAAUAACAUUGGAAAUAGAAGUUAAAGGAUCAACAGAACCAGUUCAGCUUCUUCUGGAACCAUAUGCCAUUAUUAUCCCUGGAGAAAACUUUAUUGGUAUAAAUGUCAGAAAGACUUUUAAGAUGUGGAAUAACAGCAAAUCAGCAAUUAAGUACACAUGGGAGAAAAUCAUAGCCCGUGACAUCAUGGAAGUUGAACCUCGUUCUGGCAUCAUAGAUAUGAAUAAAUGCUGUGAAUUUGAACUGCUAAUCACUGGAAGCAAACCUGGGUGCAUCAACCAUAACCUGCAGUGUAAAAUUGAACACAGUCCAGAGCCAGUUGUGCUGCAUGUUGAGGCUGCUUUUAAGGGUCCACUUCUUUGUAUUGAUCUCCCAUCACUCUGGUUAGGUUUGAUUAAGCAGGGUGAGAGUGUGUUAACAACCUUUAAGAUUAGAAAUCUGUGUCAGCUGCCAGCACAAUGGAGAAUGCAAGAAAGCCCAGCUUGUCUGGCUGAAAGGAAUGAAGAGGUAUCUCCCUUUACCAUUCAUCCAUCUGUUGGAGAAAUACCUCCUUUGGGUACAUGCACUGUGUCAGUUGCAUUCACAUCCAUGCUCUGCCAGCGUCUCCAAACAGUAUUACAACUAGAGGUGGAAAAUGGAGAAGGAAGUCAUCUUCCUGUUUUUGUUGAAGUCCAGACCCCCAAAGUAUGCCUGGUAUCUAGUCAUCUACUGUUCCCUGAAAUUUAUGCUGGAGUUCCUGUUAAAGCAACCAGCAAACUUUUUAACCAGACACUGCUGCCAACAAAAUACCUAUGGGGAAAGCUCCUUGGAAGUCAGGCAUCUUUCUGCUCCACCACUGUCUCCCCAGCAAGUGGCACCUUAGGCCCAAAUGAAGAAAAAGAAUUCUGCAUAGAGCUGUCAGCUAACCUUGUGGGUGAGUUGAAAGAACUUGUCCUUUCCUGUAGCAUAGAAGACAUGGAUGAACCCCUCUUUCUGGGCAUUUCUGGAGAAGUGAAAGGACUGCAUGUCACCUACUCAGUGCCUUGUGACAGUGGGGUUGCCAGUGAUGAAAGGGAACAAAGCCCAUGUGAUCUUCUGCUGGAUUUUGGGUCUGAAGUUGCAUUCAAAGACGUAGUGAAGCGUCAGCUGCUUCUUACCAACCACACUGGAAUCAGUGCUCCAUUCAAAAUAGAAGCUGAGUAUUUUACUGGCUCUUCACUUACUCCAGAACAAGGAAUCUGCCUCUCCUCAAGCUACCUGGUGAAAAGAAGAGGGCCCACCCCAAAGCAUGCAGCCAGAAAAACAGAGGCAGAGUUUGCAGCAGCAGUGCUGUCUCAUGGGAAGGGAAUAGCUUUCCAUGUACAACCUUCUACAGGAACCCUGGAAGCUUUCCAGCAGCUAAUCAUAGAAAUAACAGCUUACAACAACAUGUGGGGACAGUACUGGGAUGAUCUUGUCUGUAAGGUGGGAGACUUACAACCUAAAUUAAUUCCUAUGCAAAUGACUGUGAAAGGCUGCCCAAUCUUCCUACAGAUGAUGGGACCAGAAGCAGAGCAAUCUGUAGUCAGGUUUGGCACUCAUGUCUCUGGAGGGUCUCCUGUCUUCCGGAAUGUCAGGCUCAACAAUCCCACUCCCUUUGACAUCCGCCUGGACUUGGAAGUUUACAACCACGACGAAGAUGAUAAAAAGCUGGUGGACUUCUUGAUGUUCUUUGGAGACCCUUUUCCUCUUAAGGGCAGGGCUGAAAAUGAGGCUGCAUCAACUGGUAGCACCUUGGAGUCAGAGGUCAUGUCAAAGUUGGAGCAAACUGCCAUUCCCCGUGGGAGCAUUGGUUUAGCUUCCCAAACUGCAGAUGAGUCUCCAGACUUUGACAGCAAAGAGAAGGAAAUCCUCACUCAAGAACCUACAACAGAGGACAUUGUUUCUGUACUCAUCCGACCUCAUGAAGGGGUUCCUGCAGAUAACCCCUACUCCAUCACUCCAAGACAGAUAGUGGUUCCAGGAGGUGGCAGCAUCUCCGUUUGCGUGUCCUUCACCCCAGCCGUCCUGCCAGAGGCCGUGCCUGAAAUGCUAUGUGAAGGGUUUGUGCUGGGUUUCAUGAACCUAAACAAGCUGGCACAGACAGUGCCCAACAAGGUGUGUCGCAGCCGCGGCCACGAAGCUGCACCGCUCCGGGUACACCUGGAGGCAUCAGUCAGGCAGGCACUGUUAGAAAUAGAUGUGGAUCAUGAGAGAGGGAUGGUGUUUCACUGCGUGGCAAGUGAUCUCAUACCAGCUCAGCCUCUGUCCGGAGUUUUGACAGAUUCAGCAACGACUCAGAGUCUGAAACUCGUCAAUCGCUCCAAGGUUCCUCUGUACUUCAGGCUCCUUCUGUCUGUGCCAUUCAGCCUGUCCAGCACAGAUCCCAAAAAAAGCACCAAAAGAUCCCACAGCAAGAAGGAGAAAAAAGAGCAGGAAUUACAACUUGUACUUUAUCCACAGCAAAACAUGCUGGUGAAAGUGUCAUUCCACACCACUCUGGAGUUGCUUACCUCUCAACAUUUGCCAGAUGCCCAGCUGCUUCCUGGAUUCCAGCUGCUCCAGUUUGAGAACGGGGAGAGAAAGCUGAAGUUUCAUCAAAAUCUGGUCAUUGAACACAGUAACUGCACUACCCAGCUGGUCCCAGUGACUGCCUACCUCACUGUUCCAGUGCUGGAGCUCUCUUGCGACACAGUUGAUUUCAAGACCUGCUUUGUUGGACAGACCCAGACUGAACAUGUCUUCCUGUGGAACAGGAGUGGCUGUAGAAGCUACUGGACUGCUUUUCUGGAUGAACAGGAAAGGCAUAAGGACCUGGAAGUAUUUUCUGUCUCCCCUAUCAGUGGCAUUUUGAAGGCACGUGAAGGGGUCUCACCUCCCAGAGAGAUAUUGCAGAUCAGCUUCACUGCAAGGAGUGACAUAGAAUAUGAAACUACUGUGACCAUUACAGGAAAGCUGGGAGAGAAGCCUUGCAAGUUACACAUCAGGGGUGGAGGAACAUAUGAUGCCAAGAAUGAAGACCUGUAUUUCAUAUAA